Molecule: messenger RNA, 2151 nt
Organism: Tupaia belangeri chinensis (Chinese tree shrew)
Lineage: Eukaryota; Metazoa; Chordata; Mammalia; Scandentia; Tupaiidae
Gene: TRAP1
Product: TNF receptor associated protein 1
Biological process (GO): protein folding
Molecular function (GO): ATP-dependent protein folding chaperone; ATP binding; ATP hydrolysis activity
Source: RefSeq, a predicted model, not a curated record
GAAAACCAGUUCCGUGUACCCCUUGGAGGACCGCAGCCCAGUGUGGGAGUCGCAGACGAGACCUGGCUUCUCGCUUCUGUGCCAGCCGGCUGUACAGUACGCAGGCUGCCGAAGACAAGGAGGAGCCCCUGCACUCCAUCAUCAGCAGCACCGAGAUCGUGCAGGGUUCCGUUUCCAAGCACGAGUUCCAGGCUGAGACGAAGAAGCUUUUGGACAUCGUCGCCCGGUCCUUGUACUCAGAAAAAGAGGUGUUCAUUCGGGAGCUGAUCUCCAACGCCAGCGAUGCCUUGGAGAAGCUGCGUCACACACUGGCGGUUGCUGGCCAAGCGCUGCCCGAAAUGGAGAUCCACUUGCAGACCGAUGCGGAGAAAGGCACCCUCACGAUCCAGGACACUGGCAUCGGGAUGACACAGGAAGAGCUGGUGUCCAACCUGGGGACAAUUGCCAGGUCAGGGUCAAAGGCCUUCCUGGAAGCUCUGCAGAACCAGGCCGAGGCCAGCAGCAAGAUCAUCGGCCAGUUUGGAGUGGGGUUCUACUCGGCCUUCAUGGUGGCUGACAGAGUUGAGGUCUAUUCCCGUGCAGCAGCCCCGGGGAGCCCGGGCUACCAGUGGCUUUCAGACGGCUCUGGAGUGUUCGAGAUCGCUGAAGCUUCAGGAGUUAGAGCCGGGACUAAAAUAGUCAUCCAUCUCAAGCCAGACUGCAGGGAAUUUGCCAGUGAGGCCCGGGUUCGAGACGUGGUAACGAAGUACAGCAACUUUGUCAGCUUCCCCCUGUACCUCAACGGAAGGCGCAUCAACACCCUGCAGGCCAUCUGGAUGAUGGACCCCAAGGAUGUCAGCGACUGGCAGCACGAGGAAUUCUACCGCUACGUGGCUCAGGCCUACGACAAGCCCCGCUACACCUUACACUACAGGACAGAUGCCCCGCUUGGCAUCCGGAGCAUCUUCUAUGUGCCUGAGGCGAAACCAUCCAUGCUCGAUGUGAGCCGGGAGCUGGGCUCCAGCAUCGCUCUGUACAGCCGCAAGGUCCUCAUCCAGACCAAGGCCACGGACAUCCUGCCCAAGUGGCUGCGCUUCGUCCGAGGUGUGGUGGACAGCGAGGACAUCCCCCUGAACCUCAGCCGGGAGCUCCUGCAGGAAAGCGCCCUCAUCAGGAAACUCCGGGACGUUUUACAGCAGAGGCUAAUAAAGUUCUUCAUUGACCAGAGUAAAAGAGACGCUGAGAAAUACGCCAAGUUCUUUGACGAUUACGGCAUGUUCAUGAGGGAGGGCAUCGUGACCACCGCCGAGCAGGAGGUCAAGGAAGACAUAGCCAGGCUGCUGCGCUACGAGUCCUCAGCACUGCCCGCUGGGCAGCUGACCAGUCUCGCAGACUACGCCGCCCGCAUGCAGGCUGGCAGCCGCAGCAUCUACUACCUGUGCGCCCCCAGCAGGCACCUGGCCGAGCACUCGCCCUACUACGAGGCCAUGAAGCAGAAGGAUACGGAGGUCCUCUUCUGCUACGAGCAGUUUGACGAGCUGACCCUGCUGCACCUCCGCGAGUUUGACAGGAAGAAGCUGAUCUCCGUGGAGACAGACAUUGUUGUCGACCACUACAAGGAGGAGAAGUUCGAGGACAGGUCCCCCGCCGGGGAGCGCCUGUCAGAGGAGGAGACCGAGGAGCUAAUGGCCUGGAUGAGAAAUGCCCUGGGGUCGCGUGUCACCAACGUGAAGGUGACGCUGCGCCUGGACACCCACCCAGCCAUGGUCACCGUGCUGGAGAUGGGCGCUGCGCGGCACUUCCUGCGGAUGCAGCAGCUGGCCAGGACGCAGGAGGAGCGCGCGCAGUUCCUGCAGCCCACGCUGGAGAUCAAUCCCAGGCACAUGCUGAUCAAGAAGCUCAGCCAGCUGAGAGCAAGCGAGCCCGACCUCGCCCAGCUGCUGGUGGACCAGAUUUACGAGAACGCCAUGAUCGCGGCAGGGCUGGUGGAUGACCCCCGACCCAUGGUGGGCCGCCUGAACGACCUUCUUGUCAAGGCCCUAGAGAAACACUGAUGGCCCGUGGGCCUGGGCCCGGGGCUGGUGUGGAGCCCCAGACCAGGAGGAAGGACUCGACGCCACCACAUGGCCACCUUCUUGGACUUUAUUUGCUACAUUAAAAGGUGUUUCUUAA